Chelmon rostratus (copperband butterflyfish) is the source of this 610-nucleotide messenger RNA. It is a transcript of the gene cart4, whose product is annotated as cocaine- and amphetamine-regulated transcript 4. Lineage: Eukaryota; Metazoa; Chordata; Actinopteri; Chaetodontiformes; Chaetodontidae. The record is from RefSeq and is a predicted model, not a curated record. The transcript has 4 exons. Gene Ontology annotation, biological process: negative regulation of appetite; adult feeding behavior; cellular response to starvation. The coding region runs from base 133 to 468 and encodes 111 amino acids. Gene Ontology annotation, molecular function: neuropeptide hormone activity.
AGAAAAACAACGAAGAAAGAAGCUGCUGGAGGAAAGACACGAGGAGCGAGUGGUUGGAUUUAAUCACCACAGAAGAAAAGAAACAGAAUAUUUGUAGAAAUACUUCGAUCGUCGUUAACGGUAGCUCUGGCGAUGGACAGCAUGCGAGCCGUGUUCUACCUGUCCGUCUGUCUGUCUGCGCUGACAUCACUGUGUCAGGGUCAGAGGUCGGCCGACGGCCGUCUGCCGUCCCCGCCGGACCAGCCGGUCGUCGGGCUCACGGCCGAGGAGCUGGCGGAGGCUCUGCAGGGUCUCCUGGGGGGUGAAGCUGACAGCGGUGUCGGUCUCUCGGUGGAGAAGAAGGCCUCCGUCAUCCCUCGGUGUGACGUGGGCGAGCGCUGUGCGAUGAAACAUGGACCUCGAAUCGGCCGCCUGUGCGACUGCCUGCGAGGAACCGCCUGCAACACCUUCUUCCUGCGCUGCUACUGAACGCACACACCUUGACUUCCACACCUGUGAGGACGUGACGUCUAAAAGCUGAGAAGAAGAAAUGUCCUGACAGAGAUAGAAGAACACACACACCUGUCUCACCUGCCUGUCUCUCUGCAUGUUUCUGUCUUUGUUUUAAAGU